AUGCCCGGCACCUGGCCCUGGAUGGUCAGCAUCCGGACCCCGUUCAAGUCUGGCUACCAGCACACCUGCGGAGGGUCGCUCGUCGGCUCCAGGUGGAUCCUCACGGCAGCCCACUGCUUCAGAGACAUCAGGCACCUGACCAAUUGGGAACUGGUGUUGGGCACGACCAAAUUAUCCCACCCGGGUCCCGACGCAGAAGUCCGCUUCCCCAAGAGGGUGGUACAGCACGAGAACUACCAGCCUCGCCAGCAGAUCAACGACAUUGCCCUGGUGGAGUUGGAUGACCCCGUGAAGUGCAACGACUACAUCCAGCCCGCCUGCUUGCCGGACGGCUCGGUGGACGUCUCCAGCAUGGUCCAUUGCUACAUUGCUGGGUGGGGCUAUACGCGGGAGAAAGGUGAGAGUCCACCAGGCACAAACAACCAGGCACAAACAACCAUUGCUGGAGUGACUCCACACUGUGUACUACUUGCUUCAAAGGAAAAUUCAGCACCUGUAAAACUUGGUGGUUUUGGAGUUGCUAUUCAAUUAGGAGAAUCAGGACUUGUUGCUGGAGAAGUUAUGAAUGAGGUGAUCUCCGAGACCAAGAUAUCCAAAUCAUGGUUAGAAGCAUAUAUUACACUUCUGCCACAAGAGGAGUCUGAUCUAACACAAAUCAAGAACUACAGACCCAUCUCCUUGUUAAAUUCAGAUUAUAAUCUAUUUGCUUCAAUAUUAGCAGAACGACCUAAAAAAUGUCUAAACAGUUUUAUCCACACUGAUCAAAAUGGGUUUUUACCAAAGAGACAAAUUAAAGAUAAUAUGAGAAUAAUUUUGGACACUUUGGAGUACUAUUCAGGCGCACCCCGAAAAACAAGUGGCUUUGAAGUUCUUAGANAAAGGCAGAGUGUAAGAGACAAAGACUGA
Thamnophis sirtalis is the source of this 906-nucleotide messenger RNA. The record is from RefSeq and is a predicted model, not a curated record. NCBI's taxonomy places the organism in Eukaryota, Metazoa, Chordata, Lepidosauria, Squamata, Natricidae.